AUGACCAUCCUCUUCGCUAUCGCGACCAUCCUGCUGCUGAAACUAGUAAACGCAUAUGAAAUAGAGUACGUCUGGCCUGGCCCGGAGAACAAGCUGACCCGCCCGCCCAGUCCCAACGCCUGGCCGUACGCGUGCUUCUGGCCGUGCUGGCAGCAGUCGGCGGCACAGGUAGGCUGCGACCCGUACGACAAGGUGUGCACGUGCAACGGGACGCCGACGUGGACAGACUCUGCGUUCUGGCAGGCCCAAUCGGCGUGUCUCUCCGCGGCCCCCUUCCCCUGCCCCUUGAGCACCGGGCGCACGGCGUACAGCGGGGUGUGCACGCCCGGCAACUAUCUGAUUCGCCCAGCGUCAAGCUCGUCCGACAGCCCCACGUUGACCUCGGGCCCGACCGACUCGCCGACGAACACCGCGGCCCCGACGACGACCACUAGCGUCGACGCCGUGCCCACCGCCGCUCGCAGGCGCAUGGGGCUCGACCUGCUUGCCCGCGCGUGCGAGCCAGGCUUCACGGCGUGCAAGGCCAACCGCGGCACAGUGAAGAACCCGUUCCAGCUCCCCAUGGCCGGGGACGCAUACGUCGCGUACUCGUGCAUCGACACCCAGAGCGACUUGGAGUCGUGUGGCGGGUGUCCCGGCGAAGACGGCGUCGACUGCUCCGCUAUCCGUGGCGCCGUGUCGGCGGCCUGCGUCCGCGGGCGGUGUGUCGUGAAGAAGUGCGAGCGGCGGUUCAGGCUGCGCCAUGGCGAGUGCUUGUGA
This is a messenger RNA of Vanrija pseudolonga, 759 nucleotides long. Its product is annotated as Protein priA. Lineage: Eukaryota; Fungi; Basidiomycota; Tremellomycetes; Trichosporonales; Trichosporonaceae. The transcript has 2 exons. The record is from RefSeq and is a predicted model, not a curated record. The coding region runs from base 1 to 759 and encodes 252 amino acids.